Messenger RNA from Fundulus heteroclitus (mummichog), 6042 nucleotides. RefSeq names its product C-Jun-amino-terminal kinase-interacting protein 1. Bases 198 to 2567 code for a protein of 789 amino acids. Gene Ontology annotation, molecular function: protein binding. Gene Ontology annotation, cellular component: cytoplasm. The transcript has 12 exons. Gene Ontology annotation, biological process: regulation of JNK cascade. Lineage: Eukaryota; Metazoa; Chordata; Actinopteri; Cyprinodontiformes; Fundulidae. The record is from RefSeq and is a predicted model, not a curated record.
UUUUUUGUUAUUUUUUCUGUCGUUAAUAAAUAAUUAAAUAAAUACACACGCAACGGCUACUACAAGUGGCCGUUUUUCCCAGAGUCUUCGAAGGCAUCACCCUAUCGCAGCCUCCCCGUCGCACCUCUCAGGUGUCUGCCGGGCCGGGCGGCUUCACGCAGUCAGCGACGUCCGUGGAGAAAUGAACGCACGGCGGCAUGGCGGACAGAGACAAGCGCAAAGCCACGCCGCCGUCCGGCCGCAGCAUCCAGGUGAACUCUACGGCCAGCUUCAGGCUGACUCAUGACAUCAGUCUGGACGAGUUUGAGGAUGACGACCUCUCCGAGAUUACGGAGAUCACCGAUGAACGAGGGAUGAGCCUCAACUGCAAUGGCCCAGAUAUAAAAGGCCGUGUGAGGCGGGCAACCAGUAGCAUGGCGGGGAGGGUGGAGCUGGGAGCAGUCGGCCAGCUUCAGGCAGAGAUGCUCCAUUUGGACCUCAUUGACGGUGCUGACGGUUACCGCGGUGAUAAAGGGUCUUCGAAGGCAUCUGCUGUUGCAACCGCGUCAGUCACCAAGGACUCUGGCGCACCUGUUACCAUGGAUACUUACCGGCCCAAGAGACCUACGACCCUUAACCUCUUCCCGAUUGUGCCACGCUCACAGGACACAUUAAACAACAACUCAUUCGGGAAGAAAUACAGCUGGCAGGAAAAGGUUUCAGGCUCGACCUCUCCCCUCAAAACAGGCGACCUCACACCUCCACGAGAGCACCGCUGUCUGAGCGACGAGGACAAGCUGCAAACCGGGGCUGCGCAGACCAAAGACAGAGGGACCUCCACCGACGCCCCCUGCAGACACAGCCACACCUCGGGGCGCUCGCACGGCUCAAGCUCAGACGCUGCAACGCGCUCCAAGCUGCAGGAGAAACCGCCCCAACCACCCCCGCCACAGAACUACAAGCCAGCCCCUCUGUACCCAGUGGGUAAGACGGACAGCUCGGGCCAACGGGAAAAGAUUUGCUGCCAGGCGGAUGUUCACCUGGAACCCACAGAGGAGAUUUACCUGACUCCGGUGCAACGCUCGGCAGACCCGUUGGAACCCCCCAGUGUUCAGGACCGGCCUUUUCUCUCACAGCAGACCGAGCAAGGACGCAUGUCCAUAAGCUCCGACACAGAGGGACCACCUCCUUAUCAGCCCCUCCCAGAUCGGACCAACCCCUCUAUUUUUGAGGAGGACGAGCUUUAUGUCCCCCCACCUUCGUAUGCUUCCUGUGUAGAAGCUCUCAUCACCCCACCUGACAUGGCUGUUUCAGCACACGGGUCUGUUGCGCUAGACCUCAGCCUGAAGGGGACAGGAGCCGGGGCCAUGCUAAGGGCUGGCUCAUCGGUAGAAUACGUGGACGCCACAGAUGAAAGCUACUGCGGUGAGGAUGAGGAUGUAGACAGAGUAAUGAUGGACGGACGGAUAAGAAAGAUGGGAGGAAAAGGAGAUGUCGGUGGCAAUAAACCGGCCCCUCCAAGGACUACCAUGAGCUCCGAAGCCAGCAGCCUGACAUAUGACUCGGUGAAAUACACCCUAGUGGUGGACGAACACGCUCAGCUAGAGCUCGUCAGUCUCAGACAGUGUUACCAAGGCUACAGCGAUGACAGUGACUCAGCCACAGUCUACGAUAACUGCGUCUCCUCUCCGUACGAGUCGGCAAUCGGGGAGGAGUAUGAGGAAGAAGAGGAAGACGAGGCCCACGGCCCACGGACAGGAGCGGUGCAGAGGGAGGCCACAGCCUGCCUCUCAGAGGACUCAACACCCGAGGAAGACCUGCAUUUCUCCAAGAAGUUCCUCAACGUCUUCAUGAACGGUCGAUCUCGCUCUUCUAGUGCUGAGUCCUUUGGCAUAUAUUCCUGUAUCAUAAAUGGAGAAGAGAAAGAUCAGACCCACAGAGCAGUAUACAGGUUUGUGCCUCGACACGAUGAUGAGCUGGAGUUGGAGGUGGAUGACCCGUUGCUGGUAGAGGUCCAGGGAGAGGAUUACUGGUAUGAGGGCUAUAACAUGCGAACUGGUGCUCAUGGGAUCUUCCCUGCUUACUAUGCCAUCGAAGUGAACAAGGACACAGAGAGCUAUACAGUUAAAAGCAGUGAGUGGAUGGACAGGUACCAUUUGAAGUUCCUUGGGUCAGUCCAAGUGCCCCAUCACAAAGGAAAUGAUGUUCUGUGUGCGGCUAUGCAGAAGAUUGCUAACAAUAGACGGAUGACAGUUAAGUUCAACCCGCCUUCCUUCUGCAUCCUGGAGAUCAGUGUCAAAGGGAUCAAACUGGCAGUUCAAGAGGACUAUUAUGCUUGCGACAGAAGUAACGAAUGCAGUCAUUUCUUCCAACUAAAGAAUGUCUCUUUUUGUGGCUACCAUCCUAAGAACAGCAAGUAUUUUGGUUUUAUUACUAAGCAUCCAGCAGAUCAGAGAUUUGCUUGCCACGUAUUUGUGUCUGAAAACUCUACCAAACCUCUUGCUGAGUCAGUUGGAAAAGCGUUCCAGUUGUACUACAAAGAGUUUGUGGAGUUCUCGUGCCCAACAGAGGACAUUUACCUGGAAUAACCCCGCCUUUGACCCCAGCCUUGUACAGUACACUGUAUCAUAACAUAAAGUUGCAUGAAGAACAAAUACUUAAAAGGGAACCAUAAGAUCAGCUGCUCUAACAAACAAGAGAAGACCUGAUGCCUAUUUGAAUUAGUGCAGGAGCAGCAGAUGGAAUGAGCCAAAGGAGAAGAUAAAUUAUGCAAAUGGUGUGAGUCGAAAGGUAGAGACUAAAUGCAAAGCACAAGCAACGUAUUUCUGCUGCCUCAAAAGCGAUUAUCAGCCUGUAGCAUCAUCUCAGCAGCUCCAUCACAAGAGGACUAGGCUGCUCCGCAUAUCAGUGCGCAUCAAAUUGAGAAAACCAGUGUUUAAUUUCAGAAAGUAGCUUGGUCAAGUUUCUUUGUCUUUAAACAGCCAGGUACAAAAGUAAAAGAUCGGUACACUAUUCAAUCUGUGCAUUAGCUCAAAUAAACACUAGUGUGGUUCAAUGUGUUUUUUUUUAGAAAACCUUGCAUAGGCUUAUAUACACAUGCCACCUUGUGACAUAGCUUUUAAAGCCAGCUAAAUGAUUUUAUCUGAAUCUAUCUUGAUUGGAUUGUUAUCGGUUCACACAGCAUCACACACACCAGAUAAGCCUGUACCAGACCUCUCACCAGUGUAAGUUAACCUGCAGGAAAACGUCUGAAAAUGUGUUUUAGAAUGAGAUGAUCAAUUAAAUAAAUGCCUAUUUGUUAUUCUUGAAUCAUUCAGAUUAAUGGCAACUUGAUUAAAUGGGCUAAUAUGCAAAGGUGUACAGGGUUCAGGUUCCAUGUCUGUUUUGCAAUUUUUAUGGGUGCAGAGAAGACGAAAUAUAUACACUGAUCUCUAUGUCCAUAACAAAGAAAAAUAUCUUCCAGGUUCUGUUGUCACACUGUGUAGUCAGCAGAGUAAUCACCAUCUUCAGUAGAUGAGUUGUACUAAAAAAAAGAUUUAACAUAAACAAAAUCAAGUGCACUGUGCAUUGACUGUCUGCAUUAAAGAAAGUGCUUUGGCUGGAACUGCAGAACAAAGCGGACAAGACCACAUCUGGUUUCCUGUAAAGUCAAUGUUUUUUUGGGUUUUCUUUCUGAUCUUGCCGGAUGCCAAACACGCAGCUAAUUUCAAUGUGACUAAACCUGUUGUCUCUGGUGGUUGCAAAAGAAUAGAUGACGUCUAAGAUGUGAUUGUCAUCUUCACUAGUAGUGCCUGUUUUGCAUCAGUUCAUUGGAAACUUUCUCAGUAAACAUGUUGCCCCACAGAGUGUGUUUAGUUUACAGGUUUGACUGCAAAUUAAGAUGUAGAAAUGUUUUGCUGUAACUGGCUCUUUAUACCGUUGCAUUACAUUUGCCGUACAAUAUCAUGGCUGUUGAAUUCAAGCGUAAUCAUUGAUAGAAUUCACAAAAUAGACGGUUUCCACCUAUUGGCUCCCUUUAGUGCCAACAGUAGUUAGGAACGUUUCACUUAAGACACAAACAGAAAUCGCCCAGAGGCAAUCUUACAGCAUAUUUAAACUGCAGACGCCAUAGAUCACAAUACAGGAAACAAAACCAACGUUAAAUACUUUUGGACUGAAUAGAUUGUGAUGUUCACAAAAGCUAUUGGUAUAAAGAUAUGUGAAAUGUUUUUAUUUUUAUUUCUUUAUUUAAUUUGCUUGUCUUUUAGCCAAGGUUCCACAGAAGGAUGUGGAAUUACCAUAACACACCUAUUUCUGAAUGACAUCCAAAAACAUGGUCCCUGUAUGAAAAAGAUUAAAUGUAGAACUAUUCCAAUCUUCUGAUGUAAAAUGCAAUAAAAUAAUACAUUUCAUUUUAAUAUUUGUUUGCUACAUCUUGGCAGUGAAGACUCAAUUUGAUUUGAUCAAAAUAUUCCUUUUUCCCUUCUCAUUUGACAUGAUGAGUCUGUUUGGAGCUAUUCAUCGACAGAAUACACAGCCAGAGUUCAUUUAUUUCACUUUAUUUAGCUAAUUUUUCAGCAUAGCAAGAGCAGCGUGAUUUUGCCAAAUGAAAAAUUUAUUCUUUCUGCAUCUUGUCUAAUUUGAUUGGUUUACAUAUUAAUAUCUGCAUUGUAUAUUUUUACAAAGCAGAUUCUGGAGUAUAUAAAGCAAUUCAAAAAGCAUUUAGUAUUUUUGUAACUCGGCAAAAGAGAUCUGUUCAAAUGGUAGAGGGACAAUAUGUGUAUGUUUGAAGGAACUUUAGCUAUAAACAAUAAAUUGCUAAGAUGGUGAUAUAAGAAAAUGAAUAAGACUGCACAUGCUUUUCAGUUGUACAAUUAGAUGAAAGGAAAUGUGUUAGUCCUUAAGAAUUCAAAUAAACUUAACUCCAAGAACCACAGAAAGAAAGGAACCACAGCCAUGGCUAAUCCUCAGGAUUCCACUUUUCCUAGAAAUAGAAGCAACCACAGGCAUGAGGCAGGCAAAAAAAAAAAGAUUUUUUUUUUUUCAAUUUUCUACUAGGACAGGUAAAACUUUCCAGUCAUCCUGAGGGCAAACAUUUUUGGUAAGUUUGACUGGAAAUGUCAGUGCAGGCAGAUCCCAAAAUCUCGACCUGGCACGGUGUUGCACCUAAAAAGGUUUAUUGUAAAAUAAAGGUGAAGAAAACAUAAGAGCCCCGGAUGAGCAUAUAAUUGUGGCUUAUUCAGCUUUUAAUUAGUUUGCAUGUAUUGAAUCGUCUUUAACUGAUCCCAAAAUUUCUGGUUUUUGCACCACACCUUUUAAUGUUUCUCUUUCACAAUACAUGGUGGAAGCACAGGGGUAGAGCGUACAACCCAUGUUCAGACCUCGACAUGGCCGUCCCCAGGUUCGAAUCCAGGCCUGUGGACAUUUGCCGCAUGUCUUCCCCCGCUCUCUCAACAACAUCAUCAGCUUGCUUCCAAAUAAAGGCUAUAGUAGUUUCUUUGGUAGGUCCAAACUAAAAAUACACAUAGUGAAGGGCCUUGCUGACCAUUGCAGAAAACCAAACAAAGCCAUUUUUAUUUAGUAAAUCCUGCUUUUAGCAUACAGUUCUAACAGCAAAGUGACAUUGUGAAAUGAACUUUUAUUCUCUCUACAUCUUGUCUAAUUUAGAAUUUACAUAUUAGUUGAUGUACUUUGUAUUUUACAAAAGAAAAAAAUUAUAUUAAGGAAAUCUAAACAAUUGAAGAUUACUGAAACUCUGUCCAGCUUACUGGUUAGAUUCCCCAAGUUUUGUCACUUUCAGAGUAAAUUUCAGCUUUUUUUAUUAUUAUUAUAGUGUCGACAUCGAGAGCUCAAGACUUUCUUUUGCCCAAACUUUUUUUCAGGAGCCAGUCAUGGUAAAACGAGGUUUACUGCAGUGGAAACGAUGACAAGGAUGUACAAAAAUGCCAUAUAUAAAUAGUAAUGUAAUAUUUGUAAUUAUGAAGAAUAUAUUGUACUGUCUAAUGUGUUGUAUGUGAAAUUUCUUUUUUUGUCUUUGAUCUGUUCAGCUGUGAAUUAUUCUUGAUUUAAAACUAUCAAAGCAGA